This is a messenger RNA of Syngnathoides biaculeatus (alligator pipefish), 3385 nucleotides long. RefSeq names its product glycogen synthase 1 (muscle) (gene gys1). Gene Ontology annotation, molecular function: alpha-1,4-glucan glucosyltransferase (UDP-glucose donor) activity. The transcript is spliced from 16 exons. Bases 585 to 2714 code for a protein of 709 amino acids. Gene Ontology annotation, cellular component: cytoplasm. Gene Ontology annotation, biological process: glycogen biosynthetic process. NCBI's taxonomy places the organism in Eukaryota, Metazoa, Chordata, Actinopteri, Syngnathiformes, Syngnathidae. The record is from RefSeq and is a predicted model, not a curated record.
GGAAGGACAGCGGAAUACUUCCUCGUCGGACGCUGGCGCUCGUCAAACGCGCCGUGUCCUGCGUGUGUUUCCGAAGGCGGCUUGCGAUUGCCGAGCGUAGUCACGGUCGCCCCAUCAAAGACGCGUUAUACACUGUAAAUGGAAGUAUGCGCUUGCAUGUCGAGGCUGGGGCUUGAUUUCUGGAGUGCUGCGCUUAUAUUUGUUUUACGGUGGGGCGUGCAAAUGGAUCUUCCGUAGCUCGAGUGCCUGUAGGCCUUUACGUGCUCCCAGUAAUCAAACGAGUGGACAACAAGUGGACAAGGGCAUGAUGAUGAUGAUGGCGAGCGUCUCAGGGGUGGUUAUCCCCUCCAAACAUUUUUAGAUUUCCCUUUUUUUUUUUUAUUAAAGAAAAGCUUUUCACUGGAGUGGAACAUUAAUUUUGACAUCUUGGGCACAUACCGAUUACAUUUUGGUGUUGUAAUAAUCCCCUAUACAUAACUGUCUAUGAAGUUCCUCUCUCUGUUUGAAGUGGAGCAUUGUAAUAUUUAAUUUUCCACAUAUCAAACUUCCCACUUAAUGUGACCCUGCCAACAUCUAUUUAAAGUAUGCCGCUGGCUCGCAGCUUGUCCGUCACAUCCCUCCCUGGUUUGGAGGAGUGGGAUGAGGACUUUGAUUUGGAGGACGCCGUUCUUUUUGAAAUUGCUUGGGAGGUUGCAAACAAAGUCGGAGGAAUCUACACGGUCAUCCAGACCAAAGCCCGCCUGACGUCGGAGGAAUGGGGGGAGAACUAUUUCCUGGUGGGCCCUUACGUGGAGAGCAACGUGCGGACCCAGGUGGAGCUCAUCGAGCCCACAAACCCCGUGCUCAAGAGGACCAUAGAUAAGAUGAACUCCAGCGGCUGUAAGGUCUACUUUGGGCGCUGGCUCAUCGAGGGCAGCCCCUACGUGAUUCUGAUCGACGUGGGCUUCACUGCCUGGUCUCUGGACACCUGGAAGAGUGAGCUGUGGGACCUCUGCGACAUCGGCGUCCCGUGGUUCGACCGCGAGGCCAACGAUGCCGUGCUGUUUGGCUUUUUGACAGCCUGGCUGCUGGGGGAGUACGCCGCCCAGUGUGACGAGACUCCUCACAUCGUGGCUCAUUUCCACGAGUGGUUGGCCGGCCUGGGCUUGGUGUUGUGUAGGCACAGACAGUUGCCCGUAGCAACUAUAUUCACCACUCACGCCACACUCCUCGGACGCUACCUGUGCGCUGGAAAUGUCGACUUCUACAACAAACUUUCAGAGUUCAACGUGGAUAAGGAAGCAGGCGACCGACAAAUCUACCACCGCUACUGUUUGGAGCGAGCAGCUGCCCACUGCGCCCACGUCUUCACCACCGUCUCCCAGAUCACCGCCAUCGAGGCGGAAAACCUGCUCAAAAGAAAACCAGACAUUGUCACUCCCAACGGACUCAACGUAAAGAAGUUCUCAGCCGUUCACGAGUUUCAGAACCUGCAUGCGCAGAGCAAGAAUCGGAUUCAGGAGUUUGUCAGAGGACACUUUUACGGGCAUCUCGACUUCAACCUGGACAAAUGUUUGUUCCUCUUCAUCGCCGGAAGAUAUGAAUUCUCCAACAAAGGAGCUGACAUCUUCUUGGAAUCUUUGGCCAGACUCAACUACCUGCUAAGAGUCAAUCACAGCGACGUGACCGUCAUUGCGUUUUUUAUCAUGCCGGCUCGGACAAACAACUUCAAUGUGGAGACCUUAAAGGGGCAAGCGGUCAGGAAGCAAUUGUGGGAUACUGCUCAAACGGUGAAGGAGAGAUUCGGAAAGAAACUUUAUGAGUCACUACUAGUUGGGCAGCUGCCAGACGUGUCAAAGAUGCUGGACAAAGAAGACUUCACUAUGAUGAAGCGUGCCAUCUUCGCCACGCAAAGACAGUGUCAGCCUCCGGUUUGCACGCACAACAUGCUAGAGGACAGCGGCGACCCCAUUCUAAACUCCGUGCGUCGCGUCGGCCUUUUCAACAGCUCUUCCGACCGUGUCAAGAUUAUCUUCCAUCCUGAGUUCCUGUCUUCCACCUCUCCUCUGCUUCCGAUGGAUUACGAGGAGUUCGUAAGGGGCUGCCACCUGGGGGUCUUCCCCUCUUACUACGAACCUUGGGGGUACACACCAGCCGAGUGCACAGUCAUGGGGAUUCCAUCAAUCUCAACAAACCUGUCGGGCUUUGGUUGUUUUAUGGAGGAACACAUCGCAGAUCCUUCUGCAUAUGGCAUUUACAUCCUGGACCGGCGCUUUCGAGGGGUGGACGAGUCGUGUAACCAGCUCACCUCCUUCCUGUUCCAGUUCUGCAAGCAGAGCCGGCGCCAGAGGAUCAUCCAGAGGAACCGCACGGAGCGUCUAAGCGACCUCCUGGACUGGCGAUACCUCGGCAGGUAUUAUGUCGCUGCACGUCACAUGGCCCUGGCUAAAGCUUUCCCUGACACCUUCCUGUAUGAACCCCAUGACCCCACCUCAACGUCAGGUUUCCGUUACCCCCGUCCUGCCUCCGUGCCGCCAUCCCCUUCCCUCUCCCGCCACUCUUCCCCCCACCACAGCGACGUCGAGGACAACGAUGAGGACGAGCGCUACGACGAAGAUCUGGAGGCGGAAAAGGACCGGGUCAACAUUCGCCAGCCCUUCACGCUGCCGUUUAAAAACAAGAUUUCCGCAAGGGCCGGCGGGAAUGGCAACGGUGUCACAAGCGAGAAAAACUGACAAGACAGACAGAAACACACAUCGGAGCGCUCCGUUGCUUGCGAGAUUUUGGAUGACUAAUAACCAACCACAGAUUUAGUCAGCAAAUGAUAUAAACAAAGAAUAUAAAGUACAUUUGAUGUGAAUCUGUCUUCCCGAGCAGUGGGAACAUCAAGUUUGCAAAACAUGCCUCAGAAGUUUGGAUUCUUUGUCACACCAGCGGUGCUACAAGUGGUUUGUUUCGAAGUAUCAGCAGCACACCACGCAGCAAAAUAUCGCAGUUGCUAUAUUUUAGGAACGCUGGCUUCGCUAAGGGUUUUCUAAUGAACAGAAAAAAAAAAAAAAAUCAACACAAAUCCUCCUUUUUACCGUCUUGUUGACUUUUUACUCCACGGCAGGAACCUCUUAUAGACGGCAUUAUUUGCUGCAAGUAGCCAGUAAGACCGCUUGGUGUUGUCCCGGUUAAACUGUGUCACACUCACUUGUAGCACUUUUUCUCCCUAUCUUUCAAAUGCCUUGUUUCCUUCGUAAAACCCCAGAAUGGGAAAAAAAAAAAAAAAAACUAAAGAACAAUAGAACCAAAAAUCUUUGGCCUUUCACACUGAGGACUUUGUUUUUUUGUGUUUUUGAUUUUAUUUCCAAGCCUUACAUUUCUGCGGUGAUUACUGUGAAUGACCUCACACUCCCGCUUU